AGCAGCAGCAUCUCUUGCCGGCGGCGACGACGCGCGCGGGGAAGGAGGACGGAGCCCAGCGCCCAGACAGAGAGCCGCCGCCGACAGGCACCGCCAGCCCGCCGCGACCACGAGCCGAUGGGAGGCAGCCGAGGCCGGCGCCCGCCGCCCGCCGCUCUCCUCCUCCUCCUGCUGCUGCUGCAGCUGCUCCUCUGGAGCCCUGGCCGCGUCUGCGGGGAGCGCCCCUGCCCGACAGCCACCUACCGCGACCACACCACAGGCGACUGUAAACUCUGCAAGACGUGCGAUGGAAUCCGCGAAUACGAAACGAAGUGCUCUGCAACUGCCAACGCCGUCUGUCGCUGCGUCCCGAAGUUUCGGUGUGGUUCGGGGAGCCUGUGUGAACUCUGUGAAUGCACAGAAGGCCAAGAGCUGACCGAGCAAGGUUGCCAGAGCUGUCCUGAAGGGACAUUUAAUGACCGGCCUGCAGGGAGCUGCCAGCCCUGGAAGCAAGAUGGACGACCAGCUGACCACCCUCCGAGUGGCCCUGAUCCUGGCCUUGCUGCUGUGUGUCCUGCUCCUGCUGUUCUUCUGCUUCUUCUUCAGCUCCUGGAUCUCCAAGCGGCUGCCAGCCAUUUUCGCCAAAUUGCCCAUUGGGCAGCUGGCCCAGGAAGUGGAGGACUGCAGCUACUGCUACCCGGAGGAAGAGGAGGGAGGAAGCAGCAGCAGCAGCAGCAGCAGCAAAGAAGCCGCGGCCCUGAAGGGAGAGCUGCUGGGGAGGAACCCUUGAGCGGCCCCAGGACCCCUCCCCGGGGAGCAGGAGGAGGUUGAUGGUCCUCGGCAGCCUGGCUCAGGGAUGUUGCCCCCAUUGUUUAAAAAAUCAACCUGCACGGCGGGGGCCUGGAGGGAGAGGGAGGCUCCGGCCCCCCAAGCACCUUUCCGCCCAGAGCGCAGCUGCACUGGGGCAAGGCGGGGGGGGGGGCAGGCAGACACCAGCAGGCCAUGGGGGGCCAGCCCAGAAGGGCCCUCCUCUCCUGCUGCUGCUGCUCUGCCCCCUUCCCUUGAGGCUGGGCAGGAGAGCUUCCCGGGGGGCCAUGGGAGGGCAAGCCUCUGGGGCUCCCUCCUCUGAAGCCAGGGCCGUGAAGCACCUUCUGUGGCAGGAGAGCCCCGGUGGUCGUGGAAACCUGUCCUGGCCCCAGAGGGGUGGCUGUUGCCUCCCACCCUGGCUGCGCUCCGCCCGCCCUGCCCUCUGGACCCACAAAAGCCCCCCUCCCAGUGACGGCAUGACUCAUCCAGCGACCUGCCCUUCGCCUCUGACAUCAGCCAGCUCUGGAGGUUGGGGGUCGACGGAAACAUUUGUGACGCCGCUGUGCGGUUUGUGUCUGUGAUCUACCCACGACAGCCAUGACUGCCUUCUUCCGGACCCAUUUGCCAUUUGCCUUUGAGCUCUGUGAACACAGCAGCUCACCACAGUUGUGGGGUGUGUGUGUGUGCGUGUGUAACACACUGGGCUCUCUGACUGUGGUUCUAUAUUUAUACACCACCCACCCGCAAAGAUGGAAAGAUUUAACCAAGGAGGCGAAUCUCUGCCUCCAAAUCUGAUGGGGGGGGGCUGGAAGUUUCCCAGGCAGCCCCUCGAG
Messenger RNA from Hemicordylus capensis (graceful crag lizard), 1619 nucleotides. RefSeq names its product TNF receptor superfamily member 9 (gene TNFRSF9). The transcript is spliced from 6 exons. Gene Ontology annotation, molecular function: signaling receptor activity; cytokine binding. The record is from RefSeq and is a predicted model, not a curated record. Gene Ontology annotation, cellular component: external side of plasma membrane. Lineage: Eukaryota; Metazoa; Chordata; Lepidosauria; Squamata; Cordylidae. The coding region runs from base 118 to 810 and encodes 230 amino acids. Gene Ontology annotation, biological process: regulation of cell population proliferation.